GCGCGAAGCCACGUGAAUUGACGUGGGGCAGCCUCGUUCGUCGAUUCGACUGCGCGCCGCGCGUAGGGGCAGCCAACACACGGGCAGGGUGCAGCGUGCGUGAGCGACACGCUGCAGGACAGCCAGAUCAAGGCAGCCGGCAGGGCAGCCAGGGCAGCGCCAAGAUGGGCCGCAGCCUCGGCUCGCCCCUCGACGGCCACGCCGCGCUUAAAGACCUGGGCCGCAUCGUGAGCGAGAUGAGCAACAUGAAGGCCAUGAUGCGCGAGAUGGCGCGGUCGGCCCGCCUCAAACAGCAGGAGGAUAUAAUUGCAAGGAACCAGCGCGCGCGGGAACAGGUGAAGCACGAAUUCGUCAUGCGCAACGUGGCCAAACAAAUUGAUGAGCAAAGAGAGUACCUCGCGAGCCAGGCGUCCAAGCGCCACGAGCAGCGCCAAGCCACGUGGCGCAAGGAGCAAUUGAAGGAGGCGCGGAGGCGGCGCGAGGCCCGGAAGCGCGCGUCGCCGCGGCGCGGACGGCCCACUUCUCGAGUAUUCCCUACUGUUGAAUCGACGAGCGCGUUCAUGACAGAACCACCUGACGAACCAGUGAAGCCUCGGCCGCAGUCCGCGGCGGCGAAGGUUCAAUCUGAGACGUUCUCCGGCGGCUUCGUCGUCCCGCCUCGCACGUGCGCGAACUGCGGGCGCAAGUUUCCCUCCGUGAUGCACCUCCUGAUGCACGACGCGGCCGGCUGCAAGAAGCGCCGUGCGCGGCCGGCCACGCCGCCGACGCCACCCACACCACCCACACCUCCAGCACCUGAACCCGCGCCCGCGCCCGCGCCGCCGCCGUUCAACGGCCGCAAGCCGUGGGGCUUCGCCGGACCGCGCAAGAAGAAGGCGUCGUCGCGGUCUCCACCGCCGUCGGAGAAGAAGGCGUCGUCGCGGUCGAAGCACCCCUGGGAGGCCUCACCGCCCCCGAAACGCGUGCCUGAUCCUGGGAAGCGCGUGCCACCCAAGCGCGCAGAAGCGCCACCGCCGCGGCGGCCCACCGGCUUCACCUUCGAGGGCCCAAAAAGGCGCGACCCGCCGAAACGGCCGCCGCCGCCGCUUCCUCCCUCGCCGCGUCCCAUGCCAUCAUCGCCGAAAACGCUCUAUGAGGUCCUCGGCGCUUCGCAGUAUGCAACUGAGGGUGAACUCCGGAAGCGCUACCGCGCGCUCGCGCUUGCGCAUCAUCCUGAUAGGAAUGACACGGACACGACCGCGGCAAUGAUGCGUAUCAACAGUGCCUGGGACGUGCUCGGCGACGCCGCCACGCGCCGGCGCUACGACCUGUCCCUCCCGGAUUGAGUUUGUGUGUACACGUGUGUAACAUUAAGAUAAGGUUAGAAA
Molecule: messenger RNA, 1367 nt
Organism: Pelagomonas calceolata
Lineage: Eukaryota; Pelagophyceae; Pelagomonadales; Pelagomonadaceae
Source: the annotation of a GenBank genome assembly